Notothenia coriiceps (black rockcod) is the source of this 3682-nucleotide messenger RNA. Its product is annotated as dedicator of cytokinesis protein 11-like. Gene Ontology annotation, molecular function: guanyl-nucleotide exchange factor activity. Gene Ontology annotation, biological process: small GTPase-mediated signal transduction; positive regulation of GTPase activity; positive regulation of filopodium assembly. The coding region runs from base 1 to 2607 and encodes 868 amino acids. Lineage: Eukaryota; Metazoa; Chordata; Actinopteri; Perciformes; Nototheniidae. The transcript is spliced from 22 exons. The record is from RefSeq and is a predicted model, not a curated record.
AUGGAGUACAUGGGCUCCAGAGAUGACCUUAUAUCCAGCGGAUACACAGACAGCAGGAGGAUCAGCACUGCAAUGGACAGAGAACAUGGUCUGCCCGCUCAAAAUGGCCAUGUUGUGAGGAGAGAGGACUCCAGAUGCUCUCUGUUUCUGGACUCAGGGACAUCAGACAGCAUGGAGCUGCAGAGACGGUACUCCACCAUGAGCAGCAGCCCCGCGCCUCCCAUCGGCAGACUGGGACCGUACGAGAUUAAAGGCCUCCUGCUCUCCUUCCUGCACAUCGUCAAGACUUUGUCAGAGGACACUCUCAUGGCCUACUGGAACAAAGUCAGCCCUCAAGACAUCAUGAACUUCCUCAGUUUGCUGGAGACCUGUCUGGUUCAGCUCCGUUACAUUGGCAAAAGGAACAUUGGCCGGAGUCAGGAGAUUUGCGCGUCAAAACUUUUCUCGUCAGACAGGAAGUCUCAGACGAUGCCAGCUAUGCGCUGCAACCGAGCCAGUCUCAUGCAGACGAAGUUAAACCAGUUCAGCACCAUGGAAGCCUCCCUCACUCUCAAUAUAGGGACGGGGCCAUCCGAAGCAGAGAUCCACCAUCAGGCUGUGCUGGAGGGAAACAUCUCCACGGAGGUCUCUCUUAGCGUCCUGGAUGUCCUUGCUUUUUUCACUCAGUGCUUCAAGACCCAGCUGCUGGACAGCGACGGUCACAACCCCCUGAUGAAGAAAGUGUUUGACGUUUACCUGACCUUCCUGAAAGUCGGCCAAUCGGAAGCGGCCCUCAGGCACGUGUUCGCCGCGCUAAGGGCUUUCAUAAACAAGUUCCCGUCGGUGUUGUUUAAGGGCCGCGUGACGCUGUGUGAAGCUCUGUGCACCGAGGUCCUCAAGUGCUGCGUCUCCAGGAUGGGGUCUCUAAGGGCGGAGGCGUCCGCCCUGCUCUACCUGCUGAUGAGAAACAACUACGAGUACACCAAGAGGAAGACCUUCCUACGCACGCACCUGCAGAUCAUCAUCGCUGUGAGUCAGCUGAUCUCCGACGUGGCGCUGACCGGCAGCUCUCGCUUCCAGGAGUCUCUCUCCAUCAUCAACAACUUUGCAAACAGUGACAAACUCAUGAAGUCCACGGCGUUCCCCUCUGAAGUAAAGGGUCUGACCAAGCGGAUCCGCACGGUACUGAUGGCCACGGCCCAGAUGAGGGAGCAUGAGAAAGACCCGGAGAUGCUGCUGGACCUCCAGUACAGCCUGGCCCGGUCCUACGCCAGCACCCCCGAACUGAGACGCACCUGGCUGGACAGCAUGGCCCGAGCACACCUGAAGAACGGAGAUCUCUCCGAGGCGGCCAUGUGUUACGUUCAUGUGGCUGCGCUGGUUGCAGAAUACCUGUACAGGAAAAAGUUGUUCCCGAGCGGCCUGGCAGCUUUUAAGAAGAUAACCUUAAACAUCGAAGAGGAAGCUGCCAUGAGGGAAGACACCGGAAUGCAAGACGUCUAUUACACCGAGGAGGUUUUGGUCGAACACUUGGAGGUCUGUGUGGAGGCGCUGUGGAAAGCCGAACGCUAUGAGCUCAUCACGCACAUUGCCAAGCUCAUGAUCCCCAUCUAUGAGAAGCGCCACGAGUACGAGAAGCUAAGCCGACUGUACGACAGCCUGCACAGAGCGUACAACAAAAUAAUGGAGGUGAUUCAUUCGGGCCGCAGGCUGCUGGGUACAUACUUCCGCGUGGCUUUUUACGGACAGGGUUUCUUUGAGGAAGAGGACGGGAAGGAGUACAUCUACAAAGAGCCCAAACUCACUGGCCUGUCUGAAAUCUCUCAGCGGCUGAUGUCACUGUACGGGGAAAAGUUUGGGCCGGAAAACGUCAAGAUAAUCCAGGACUCAAACAAGGUGAACCCCAAAGACCUGGACCCCAAGUUCGCCUACGUCCAGGUGACAUUCGUCAAGGCGUACUUUGAGGACAAGGAGGCCCCAGAGAAGAAGACUGACUUUGAGAAGUGCCACAACAUCAACCGCUUCGUGUUCGAGACCCCUUACACGCUGUCGGGCAAAACGCACGGCGGGGUGGAGGAGCAGUGCAAGAGGAGGAGCGUGCUCACAACUGCCAACACAUUCCCUUACGUGAAGAAGCGCGUGGAGGUGGUCGGGGAGAAGCAGGUGGAGCUGAAGCCGGUGGAAGUGGCCAUAGAUGAGAUGACGGCUCGAACGGCCGAGCUGACCAAACUGUGCUCCAGCCAGGAAGUGGACAUGAUCCAACUGCAACUCAAACUGCAGGGCUGCGUCUCGGUGCAGGUGAAUGCAGGUCCCAUGGCCUACGCUAGGGCUUUCUUGGAUGACAGUAAAUCCAACCAGUGUGGCAACAAGAAAGUUAAAGACCUCAAGGACAUUUUCAGGCAAUUUGUCCAGGCUUGCAGUAUGGCUCUAGACAUAAAUGAGCGGAUUAUCAAAGAGGACCAGUUUGAGUACCAUGAGGGCCUAAAGUCCAACUUUAAAGAAAUGGUAAAGGAGCUCUCUGACAUCAUCCACGAGCAGAUCUUCCAGGAGGAUAUGAUGCGCUCGCUCUUACAAAACUCCCACCAUGUGUUCCGUGCCAUCAGCGGGACGACCCCCAACCUGGGCUGACCUUCCUCGGCUGCAGCAGUUGGAUGUACUAAUCAAACUACAGUAGCAGUAUUUCAGAGAAUGUAUCACUGCAACACCUGGUUUGGGUUUUAAGCAGAGUCAAGCUAGGUUGCACCUUUUUCUGCAUUUGCAAAAAUACUGCAGGAUUAAACUGUUAUUUUUUGUACUAAAGCAAAGCAAUUUUUCCAGUCCUCUCUUUGCUAAGAUGCCUUUCCGGUCUAUGCAGGACAAGCUUCUUCCAGAAUUCAUUUUCACCUUCUUGAGUCAUCUUUAAGAAGACAAACGCAUAUUUCUAUUGUACCACAAGGAACUAUGUGAACUCAACCGGUUCUGCAUUAAAAAAAAAAAGUAUUUGAGAUACUCAGUCAAGCCAAGAGUUUAUAGACUGCUGGCGCAUUCCAGCCAGGUUACAAGAUUGUGAAACAGAUAAAUGACAGAUCUUAUUGUGAGCACCAGGUUUGUUUUAAAGACAAAUGCCUUCUCGAUGUGUUCAGACGCUAAAGAAAGAGAGACAGACCUGAGGGUUAUAAAGCUGCUCUUCAGAGGGGUUUGCAUAGUGUAGAGGAUUACGAUUACAUUGUAAAGGUCAAGAAAUACGUAUAAGAGGUGAUGAAUAAGAAUAGAUUAUAAUUGCAAAUCAGAGCUUCAGAACAAUCACUAAAACACGUCUUCUUUAUGGGCUAAAAAAGGACACACCGGGAUGGAAUAAUAUUAACUUCAGAAAAUAAGUGAAUCCUCUCAUCUGGGUUAAAAUCCAGUGCCUUUGCCAUCUGAAGAAAAAAUGUAAGAAGACCUUCAUCAUAUGCUGGUUAUAAACAGUAUUUCACAAGUGCUACACUGUAAUUAGCAGAGAGAUUAAUCAUAUUUAAGGAAUUGUACAUAGCCAUGCUGUAAAAUGAAUUCUGUAUCUUUGUUUGUUUGUAUUUAUAUUUGUAAUAUUUUGGACUCGGUCCAGACCUGUCCUAGCAAUGAGAUUUUUUCAUUUGAAUUGCAUUGUACAGUAUACUAAAGUUCAGCUGCUUGUUAAACUUUCUUUGUAAAACCAUUUUCCAAUAAAACCCGGAGAAACGAUCAA